Messenger RNA from Funneliformis caledonium, 999 nucleotides. NCBI's taxonomy places the organism in Eukaryota, Fungi, Glomeromycota, Glomeromycetes, Glomerales, Glomeraceae. The record is from the annotation of a GenBank genome assembly.
AUGAGGACACGAGACUUAACUUUUGAGAUCUUUAAUAGUCCCUACGCCUGCUUUAUUCUCGCCUGCGUUGUGUCAUAUAACUGUUUUUAUCAUUCGUAUUAUUUACAUGCUGUCUUGCUGGAAGAUCAAUCACAAAGAAAGCAUACGAGUUCCGAAAAUGCGGAUCACGAUAAAAAGUCUAAUAAAUUUGCAAUUACUAAAGGAUUGAAAACAAUUGACAAUGAAAUCCAGGAACUGGCAAAACCUUUUUCAAUCUUUUUUUUAUUGUGCAUACUUAUUGGAAAUGGUAAAACGGUGGUCUUUCAGAAUCCUGAUCAAAAAACUUGUUACAAAUUCAGCGACGGGACUGAGGAGUGUACCUCAACACGAUUAUGUUACCUAGUUAGACUGUUAGAUAGGCAGAUAUCAGUACAGCAAGAACAGAAUGCAGAUGAUGAGACGUUUAUGAGACGUGGAGACUCGGGUUGCACAUGGUUCGAUCAAGAAGGGAUUUGGGUCAUGGUACACUAUGUAACCUCAAAUAAAGCCAAACACAAAGAAUACGAAAAAGGAAAGUUAAUUGAUACAAGGAUUAUUCCGACAUGGGAUUUAGAAGAACUGGAAGCCCUCCAUCAACAUAUUUAUAUUAACACAGACUUUACUAAAAAAGAAAGUUCUCAGAAUCUUCUUGAGAUGGCUUUAUUACAGCUGCGACAGGAGUCAUCUUCGCCUCCAAAUGGCUCAUUGGGUGGAAAACAUUAUGAAUAUUGGAACAAGCCAAGACUCUUACGAGUUCUACUUUGUUGUUCAUCUGAAAUAUGGAAUGAUUUCACCAAACAAACGUAUGUUAAUCUAAAAUAUAAAGAUAGAACGAUACGAGGUCUUACUGUAACUAGUUCAGAAACAACUACGGUCUUUACAGAGGCUUAUCGUCUCUCCACCAUUCACAAUGAAAAGAAAUUAACUGAAGAGGAAGUUGUUGCUUUAUUCAAAAUCAGCCCUCUCUGCAUGUCUAAAUGA